Capronia coronata CBS 617.96 is the source of this 399-nucleotide messenger RNA. RefSeq lists its product as uncharacterized. The transcript has 2 exons. The record is from RefSeq and is a predicted model, not a curated record. NCBI's taxonomy places the organism in Eukaryota, Fungi, Ascomycota, Eurotiomycetes, Chaetothyriales, Herpotrichiellaceae. The coding region runs from base 1 to 399 and encodes 132 amino acids.
AUGCCUGAGAAACAAGAGCAGGCGAAACAGUCGGUGCUGCAGAGCGCCAAAAAAUGGGGAGAAAACCCUGUGCCCCCAGCUCUUCUCGCUACCUUCGUCUUCGCCCAGCAUGCCAGGCCUUUUCAACCGCUCCCUAUGAUCUUUCCGCCGCUGCUCCUCUUCUCCACAUAUCUCAACCUCCAAGGCUUCAAGAUUGACAGCGCAGGGACCACUGCUGCUAUCAGUGGGACAUACUUAGUUCUGGCGGGCAGACGAAGAGUCGGCUUCAUGAACAAAUUCGGCGCCCGUGGAAUUAUUCGAGGUGCCACGAUGGGACUCUGUCUUGCAAAUCUCAUCGGUGGUGGUCUUGCGUACGCAUUCGGAAGACGGUCCAAAGAGGACGACGAGAGAGGUCUAUGA